GAGGAAGUUCUAGGUUACAAGAUUGGGGUUUCACGCUGUAAAGUUAAUACUGUUUUUCCUUCACUACGAUGCAGAAUAAGGAAAAUUACGAGCCCAGAGGUCUUCAAAGACCAUUUGCCACACCGAACCUGUCAGGCCCUCAGCGAGUUGUGAUGAAGCAACGACCAGACACAAUGAAAAAUACUGCCACAGGUCCUGCGAGAGAAUGCAUUGGCUCAUCCUCCAGCUCAGCUUCAAAGAAAAUUUCCAUUGAUGACUUUGACAUUGGUCGGCCACUUGGAAAGGGAAAGUUUGGAAAUGUCUAUCUUGCGAGAGUGAAGAAAGUCCAAACAAUUGUGGCGCUGAAGGUGUUGUUCAAGUCUCAGAUGGAGAAAGAGGGUGUGGAGCAUCAACUCAGGAGAGAGAUUGAGAUUCAGGCCCAUCUCAAGCAUCCAAACAUCCUGCGCUUCUACAAUUACUUCCAUGACCGUAAGAGGGUGUUUUUAGUGCUUGAGUACGCCCCACGUGGUGAAAUGUACAAAGAGCUUCAGAGAUGUGGCAGAUUUGAUGAUCGGCGUACUGCCACGUACAUGGAGGAGAUAUCUGAUGCACUAAUGUAUUGCCAUGAGCAGAAAGUAAUUCAUCGUGACAUCAAGCCUGAGAAUCUUCUUCUCGGUUAUCGUGGAGAGCUGAAAAUUGCUGAUUUUGGUUGGUCAGUCCAUGCACCUUCUCUAAGACGUCGCACAAUGUGUGGGACACUGGACUACCUUCCUCCUGAGAUGAUUGAGGGACACACCCAUAGUGAGAAGGUGGACUUGUGGUGCAUUGGCAUCCUCUGCUACGAGUGUUUAGUUGGCAACCCACCGUUUGAAACAGCAAGCCACUCAGAAACGUACAAAAGGAUUAUGAAGGUGGACUUGAAGUUCCCUAAAGUUGUCUCUGAUGGCGCCCGAGACUUGAUCUCCAAGCUGCUUCGCCACAACCCCAUCAAUCGCCUCCCACUACAGAGUGUCAUCGACCACCAGUGGGUGCGUGCCAACUCUCACAGGCUCUUGCCUCCAACCUGCCCUGUCAAGAAAUCCUGAGCCUGCUCACCUUCCUAUGAUGGGUCUUCUUCCUUCCGCAAGAGACUGUGGCCCAAUAUUUUUUGGUUUCACUGCCAUGGGCUUCAAACUGCCAUUAUACUGGCAAUUUUAUACAUAAAAAGGGUUCAGAGUAUUAUGUCAUGUGUGACAAAG
Pelmatolapia mariae (spotted tilapia) is the source of this 1217-nucleotide messenger RNA. RefSeq names its product aurora kinase B (gene aurkb). NCBI's taxonomy places the organism in Eukaryota, Metazoa, Chordata, Actinopteri, Cichliformes, Cichlidae. Gene Ontology annotation, cellular component: spindle microtubule; kinetochore; spindle pole centrosome. Gene Ontology annotation, biological process: mitotic spindle organization; protein phosphorylation; regulation of cytokinesis. The transcript is spliced from 9 exons. Bases 69 to 1064 code for a protein of 331 amino acids. Gene Ontology annotation, molecular function: protein kinase activity; ATP binding. The record is from RefSeq and is a predicted model, not a curated record.